Monoraphidium neglectum is the source of this 609-nucleotide messenger RNA. RefSeq names its product ATP-dependent Clp protease, protease subunit. The record is from RefSeq and is a predicted model, not a curated record. The coding region runs from base 1 to 609 and encodes 202 amino acids. Gene Ontology annotation, biological process: protein quality control for misfolded or incompletely synthesized proteins. Gene Ontology annotation, cellular component: endopeptidase Clp complex. NCBI's taxonomy places the organism in Eukaryota, Viridiplantae, Chlorophyta, Chlorophyceae, Sphaeropleales, Selenastraceae. Gene Ontology annotation, molecular function: serine-type endopeptidase activity; ATPase binding; ATP-dependent peptidase activity. The transcript has 5 exons.
AUGCCCAUCGACUCGUCAGUGGCGGAGCUCAUCACUGCGCAGCUGUUUGUGCUGUCCCAGGAGGCCCCUGACCCCAUCUUCUUCUACAUCAACUCCACGGGCAUUGCGAAAUCAACCACCAAGUACGGCAACGAGCACGAGGCCAUAGCCGUGUACAGCAUGAUGCGCGCGGUGCAGAAGUUCUGCCCCAUCUACACGCUCUGCGGCAAGCGCGCCGCGCUGCGGUCGACGACCAUCAUGAUCCGGCAGCCGCUGCAGCGCCUGUCGGGCAUGCAGGCCAGCGACAUCGACAUCUACCGGCGGGUGACGCGCGAGAAGACCGGCCUCAUGGCCAAGUACCUGGCCGCCUCCACCGGCAAGACCGAGGAGGAGAUCACCAGCGACUUCCAGCGGCCGCGAUACUUCAACCCCUUCGAGGCGGUUGGCUACGGCCUCAUCGACCAGGUGCUGGAGCCGAAGGACGGCCGCUCUGUGGGCAAGGACUGGGAGGAACUGGGGUCGGAGAUUGGCAACCUGCCGCUGCUGGCGGACGACGAGCAGCCGCUGCCCACCAACGUGAUGUACCCCGGGACCAGCGAGUUCUGGAGGAACGACGACUACGAGGAGUAG